AUGCCGGGCAUCCUCGACACACCCACGGCCACCAGCGCCGCUCCAGCCUGGCCUGGCCGAGGUUUUUCCGUCGCCUAUCAGAAGCUCGACUUGGAGGUUGAUUUCGCCAAUAAGAGCCUGAGGGGGAAGACAGAGAUCACGAUUCACCCGCACUACAAGGAUCUAAGGGUUAUCAAGCUCAAUUUUCGCCAGGGCGAAAUCAAACGGUUAAACAUCAACGGCAAGGCUGCAGCGUCGCUUAAAUAUACCGACUCACACGCUGCGCUCAACCUCUAUGGCGCUCAAUAUCACCAACGGGUGGCCGCGAACGUCGAGAAUCUACUCAAACCGCAGAUAGAACCCGAGUUGGUCAUCACCCUUCCGAAAUCCUUACGAAUUGAGGACCUCGACCCCUUGUCUUCAGAAAGUCAGGACCAAUUUGCGCUGCGGUCAUCGAUCGGAAAUCCAGAGGACGCGGAAGCUCAAGCUUCGAAAGCCGCCGAAAAUUCUCUUCCUCGCUACACUGCAUUAACCGUUUACAUCGAGUUUACCGUCGAUGCCAUUCGAGAAGGACUCCAGUUUGUCGGGGUGGACAGCGGAGAUAGACGGUACCCUCAUGCCUACACCACAAACUCUACCGGCAUCGGUGCCGGUAGCUGUCUUUUCCCGUGUGUCGAUGACCGUUUAGCGAGAUCCCUAUGGGAUGUGACUAUCAAAUGCCCGUGCUCUCUUAAUGCGUUAUUUGAACGAAAAGGCUUGGAAACGUCUAGGAACUCUGCGGCCAAUAAGGACAAAUCUAAAACUUUGUCCGAUGACGAUGACACACUUGACAUGACCGUGGUUUGCUCGGGUGAUAUAACCGACGAGAUUGUUGAUCCUAAGGACCCAAGUAAAAAAAGCGUUUCCUUUUCGUGCAUGUCGAGCGUCUCUGCUCAGCAAAUUGGUUUCGCGGUUGGACCUUUCGAACAUGUGAAUCUCUCCCAGUUUCGAGAAAGCGACCAGGACGAUCAGCUGGGAGACAAUGCUGUCUCUGUCGACGCGUAUUGCCUUCCCGGGAGAGCUGAAGAGGUGAAAAACACCUGUUUUCCGAUGGCUAAAGCCAUCGACUACUUUUCAGUUACCUACGGUUCCUACCCUUACUCAGGGUACAACAUGUGCUUUGUGGACGAUGUUGCCUGCGACACAAUGCCUACAGCUUCGCUAUCUAUUUGCAGUAAUCGUCUACUUUUCCCCGAGACGAUCAUUGAUACGAUGUAUGACUCAACAAGGUCGCUGGUUUACGCGCUAGCUUCUCAGUGGAGUGGCGUGAGUCUCUUACCUAGAGACAUAGGGGAUACUUGGCUCACUGUGGGAGUGGCCUACUAUAUCACCGACACAUUCAUGAAGAAACUUUGCGGGAACAAUGAAUACCGCUUCCGUAUAAAACAAAUGUCUGACCGGAUCUGCGACCUUGAUUAUGAGAGGCCCUCUAUUUUUGACAUGGGAAGUUACUUGAGACUCGAUCCAUCGGAGAUGGAGUUUAUUGCUCUCAAAGCCCCUCUCGUUCUUUUCAUCCUGGAACGCCGUCUUUCCAAAGCUAGUGGUAAACCUACUGUUUCACGGAUUAUUAGCCGCCUGUUUCUCAACAAUCGUAUGGGUGACCUGCCCAAUGGUGCGAUGCAUACAAAUGGUUUUAUCAGGAUUUGCGAGAAGUUCGGUCAUUGCAAGUUAGACGUCUUUUUCCACCAAUGGGUUUAUGGUGCCGGAUGCCCUCGGUUCUCGGCCACUCAGCGUUUUAACAAGAAAAAACUUGUCGUGGAAAUCAUGAUAAAGCAGCUUCAAGCAGAAUCGCAAGGCACUCGAGAUCUUGAGAAGUCCACUUUUUUGCGAGACAUGAAAGAAGAGCUUCGCAGCGUCUAUGCAGCCCCAGUUCAGCCCGUUUUUACAGGAUCAAUGACGAUACGAAUUCAUGAAGCUGACGGAACGCCGUACGAGCAUAUUGUUGAAAUAAAAGAGCAGACCACCAAGUUCGAGGUCCCAUACAAUACCAAGUACAAGCGGCUAAAACGGAAUAAGAGGCAAAAGGAACGUGCUACCCAAAACGUGGGAUCCGAUCCGAAUGCAGAGGCACAAGAUGAUGUGCUCCUAUACUGUCUCGGCGACGUGCUCCAGACAGAAGAAGAGAUCCAAGACUGGAAAUUGGCGGACUGGAGUAAAGAAGAAGAGGAUCGCAUGGGGCAAGAGUCCUAUGAAUGGAUUCGAAUGGAUGCCGAUUUCGAGUGGAUUUGCAAAAUGUCAUUAGGGAUGCCUGGUUACAUGUACCUGUCGCAGCUGCAGCAAGAUCGGGAUGUUGUGGCUCAACUUGAAUCCAUGCAAUAUAUGGCUAUUCAAAAGCACCAUCCCUUAGUCUCGACAAUCUUUGUCCGCACCCUUAUGGACAAGCGAUAUUUUCACGGUAUCCGCACCACAGCUGCAUAUGCACUAGUGAAGCAUGCGAAAGAAGAGAUUGACUGGCUGGGCCUCCACCAUUUGGAGAGGGCCUUCCAGGAGCUUUUUUGCUUACCGGGUUCACAUGUUACACGCGAUAACGAUUUCUCGGAUCAAGCAUCAUAUCUUCUCCAAAAAAUCAUCCCGGAGGCGAUUUCUCAGGUUCGCGAUAACAAUGGGAAGACUCCACUGAGGGCCAAGCGUUUCAUUUUUGACAAGCUCAAGUUCAGUGACAACUCUAACAAUGAGUACUCGGACAAUCAUUACAUUAGCUCUCUGAUGACGUCGCUAGUCAACGCUUUGGAGGGUCGUGUGGUAGAAGCCUCGUCUCUAAAUGAUAUGGAAUUCGACAUGGAGAAGGAGUUGGAACGACAGGCUGAGGAAAAGCUCGAAAAGGAUGCCAUUGCAGAAAUCGACAGAUAUCGGCGAAUGGAUGAAUGGUCCAGUUCUUUUCAAAACAUCUAUUCUAGAACUGCACUGAAAUGCCAGCUACGGCUCACAAAGGCGAAAAUCAUGGAUCUUGAUGCCAUCCACUUCCUUCAAUAUACAAGGUUUGGGACCUUUGAUAUGCUACGGAUGGAUGCAUUCGAGUGUCUAGUUGAGUUGGACAUAUUCAGCAUGCCAGAGCUAUUGCGAUGGUACCUCUUCACCAUGUCAUCUGAUACAUCUGCGUGGAUUCGCCAUCGACUUCAUGCUCCCCUAGGUAGAGCUCUUGCCUCUAUAGCCUUUGGGACAAAUCAAGUGCCUGAAGAGCAGCCACCAAGUGAGGGGUUGAUUAUCGAGCAAGAGUCAACUACUGAAGUCCGCCGCGCCGAUCUGGCCAGGAAACAGACAAUGCCUGGUGCCCUGGAGGCACUUAAAAAGGAGUUAUCUGGACAUACGGCUUUGAAAGAAGCCCUGUGGGCUGCAUGUAACUCUUCAUGCAUUGGAGCAUUGGAAGUAUCCAAUUUCGUCGAUAUUUGCCGAGUCUUGUAUGAUGCCAAGAUGUCUCUUCCGGUGAAACUGAAAUACCCUCGAUACUGGAAAUGCCAGCACGUUGGCAAUGGUAAAAUGCGCUUUUACAAAUCCGAACGAUAUCGUACAUCUCUCGGACCGUCAAAGGAUACUAGCGCUACUAGCAUUGGAUCAAAGCGCAAACGUGACGACCAUGGCAUGCCACCACCUACAGCUCCUCGGAUUACUUUUAAACAAUCAAAAUCAAGUCUCGGAGGCACACCGUCCACACCCAAUUCCGAAGGACGCAAGCUUACGAAACUACAAAUACCAAGCCAUCUCACUAUGCCCAAACCUUCGACAGGCUCCCCAUCACCUCAAAACUCCGCGCCUACCACACCUGGAGGCGGAUUCAAACUGAAAAUCAAACUGGGUGGUCAGAAAUAA
Molecule: messenger RNA, 3825 nt
Organism: Talaromyces rugulosus
Lineage: Eukaryota; Fungi; Ascomycota; Eurotiomycetes; Eurotiales; Trichocomaceae
Exons: 4
Coding region: 1-3825 (1274 amino acids)
Biological process (GO): transcription initiation at RNA polymerase II promoter
Cellular component (GO): transcription factor TFIID complex
Molecular function (GO): chromatin binding; RNA polymerase II general transcription initiation factor activity; transcription cis-regulatory region binding
Source: RefSeq, a predicted model, not a curated record